This is a messenger RNA of Phytophthora nicotianae INRA-310, 1374 nucleotides long. RefSeq lists its product as hypothetical. The record is from RefSeq and is a predicted model, not a curated record. The coding region runs from base 1 to 1374 and encodes 457 amino acids. The transcript has a single exon. Gene Ontology annotation, biological process: cellulose catabolic process. NCBI's taxonomy places the organism in Eukaryota, Oomycota, Peronosporomycetes, Peronosporales, Peronosporaceae. Gene Ontology annotation, molecular function: hydrolase activity, hydrolyzing O-glycosyl compounds.
AUGAGACCCGUUAGUCGCUACGUCGCUCUUCUGUUCACCGCUCUUUCGGUAUCAAGAUCGAGUGCGUACUCAUCGGAUGCUUGCCAAUCGAUCCUGACUGGAUCGUAUCCAGGAGCAGUCUCUGCGUAUCCGAACCUCAAGGACCAGAUCGAGCUGGUAGCACAACAGCAAGUCGCUCAAUGGUACACUGAUCGCGUGUCUGACGUCUCUAGUCUCGCCAAGUCUGUGGUGCUUCCCAAGUGCGUCGAGAACGCCAGCACGCCCACCGUCAUCGUGUACGGCUUACCCCAAAAAGACUGCGCUCACGGCUACUCCACCGCUGGGUCUAACGCCAACACUAACGACUACCGCGCGUUCCUACAGCAACUUGCAGACUCUGCCGGUGACAGAGAGAUCGUCUACAUCCUGGAACCGGAUGCCAUCGGUCUUCUAGCCAAUAACGGGUGUGGUAACGACAAAGGAUACGCUGCAAACCUCGGAGUGGCGAUGGAUAUCCUCUCGCAGAAUACCAACGCUGAACUGUACCUGGAUGUGGGGUACUGGACGCUUGCUAACGAUGAACAAGCCGCUGCGGUUGCCAAGAUCGUGAACGCUGUCGAUCCGGACUCGAGAUGCAAGGGGAUAUCACUCAACACUUCGAACUACCGCUCCAAUGCCGAGAUGGUUGCUACAUGUGAGCGGUUCGUCAACGCCACUGGCAGGGACUACAAGUGCAUCGUUGAUACAAGUCGCAACUACGUGACGGGAUCUUCCGAAUGGUGUAAUUCGGAAUGGGCUGGGAUUGGCGAGUUCCCGACUAGUAACACGGGCUCAAGUGUUGUAAGUCGAUAUAUUUGGGCCAAGCCGCCGGGCGAAAGUGAUGGAGAGUGCUCUGGUCAGUCCAACGAAGCGCUUCGGGGACCAAGCGCCGGUACGUUCUUUCCGGAUCAUUUCGUAAAGCUCUGGGACAAUGGCGUGUUCGUCCAGAAGCUCAGAAUGUCACCAAUCAACGCAGCCAACACGACCAACAACUCCACCGUACCGACUCCAGCACCAACAACUGUACAGCCGAGUGCAGUCCCUACAGCGACCCCAUCAAUUGAUCAAGUCGUUCAGGAUAUCACGUCGUUGACUGUGUUUGACGUAGAUGGCGACGUUGUGGGCCAAGUGAAUGCCGGUGAUGAAUGGGAGGGCGGUGAGGAUAACCAGGUUACUACGACACCAGCAACCCCGAAACCAACGAUGUCGACACCGGUAUUAGUAGAGGUCGAACCUCCGCACACUAUGGUCGUGGUGGACGUGGUUCCGGACGACGAGCACGCUGAUUCGGACUCGGACUUCACCAGUGUCGAAGAAAUCACCGAGUCUACGAUCAAGCACAAGGCCUGCCAGUAA